Molecule: messenger RNA, 749 nt
Organism: Stylophora pistillata
Lineage: Eukaryota; Metazoa; Cnidaria; Anthozoa; Scleractinia; Pocilloporidae
Source: RefSeq, a predicted model, not a curated record
CAAAACGUUUCGUUUUCAGUCCUGGGAUCGAUUUGGCGACACCCCAACAAAGCGAAACAGAAAUUGGCGAAACAGAAUGGUAAUUGACGAUGUCUCAAUUUCUACUCUCUACUUUCGUGCUAUUUCGUUUAUUUUGGUGCUUAAAGCAAGGUGAAUUUAAAACUCCCAAAACCCUUAAAAGAAGUGUCCAGUUUAACUAAACCGAGGUUGAAAGAAAUUUAAAAGUACUAUCUAUUGAUUUUGAAAAAUCAAUCGGUAAAAAGGCGCUUGUCAACGUCGUAUGUAACGCUUUAAAAAUCUCCACUUCGGGUCCUGGAAGCAAUGCUACCAAACAAUCUUCUCGUUCGUGCACCAACACUCCAACAAUUAUGUUUCUUCAAAAACUAACAGACUGGCAGAAAAACUUAAAUGGAGUACCACUACUGAUGGAAGAAUCCAUAGUAAAAGAGUACUUGAUUGGAGCUGGCUACGACAAGAAAGCAGUGAGAAAAUACAAAACACUACGUGCUUGGGAGCACAAGAAAGGAAUUCAUUCAGUCAAAAUUCAUUUGCUUCCUGAAUACAAGAAAUUUUGGGCUCUAAGAGGCAAUUGUAAUCCCUCGUUUUCUAUUGACCGUGAAGAAAGUAAACUGAUAUACUUGGUACUACAAAGGUCUAAAAGCAAGCCAGUGUUUACCUACUGCACAUGUACUGUUGGGUAUGUUUGUUCUACCAUUUAUAAAACAGUUAAUACACGUAGCUCUGAAUGA